This is a messenger RNA of Aspergillus nomiae NRRL 13137, 1167 nucleotides long. RefSeq lists its product as uncharacterized. The record is from RefSeq and is a predicted model, not a curated record. Bases 1 to 1167 code for a protein of 388 amino acids. The transcript has 8 exons. NCBI's taxonomy places the organism in Eukaryota, Fungi, Ascomycota, Eurotiomycetes, Eurotiales, Aspergillaceae.
AUGUCUUCUUCAAUACCGUCGACGACUAGCGUCCUUCAAAAAUUAAAUCAGCAAAUUUCUACUCCAGCGACAGUUUCGGCCUGCCUUCAGGCCGUGUCUUUACUGUCUGAGGCUGAGCGCAAGGUCCUUGUGGAGUCCCCUGCCAAGUACCACAUCACACCUACAGACAAGGAGGCAUUCACAACUGCUGCCGUGCGGGCACUAUCCUCAGAUGAUCUGGACCAAGAGCUUGGAGAGGCUGCCAGCGGGGCCUCUGAUGCAGUCAAUGGCAUUCUUGAACUAAUGGUGGGCCUUAUAAUCAAUUUAGCAUGGGGCGAUUCGAUGAACGGCACGCACCUCACUGAACAGUAUGAGCCGAUUCUGAGGCUGUACUGCAAGACCAUGAGGGAUGGGAUUCCGCUUGCCAACACGAUUGCUCAGUAUGCGGAAGACUUCGACAAUAAAGUCAUUGGACUCUGUGCAGACAGUUCUCUAACUAUGAAUGAGCGUAUAUCGACAAUCCAAGGAUACAUCAAGGAUGCGGAAGGGUACCAAACCACGGCAACUGAGAUGCAGAGCACCCUAGAGUCUGUGUUUGAAAAAACCAUGGAUUUCAUAAACCAGCUCGGGAGCCAGUCACUGAAGAGCGACACGAAGGAGAGGGCAAAGGGCUUCCCAGCACCGAGGUUAACAAAGAAAUUCUCAGACGUGCCGCUCGAUGUACAAAUCCCAGCACUCAGGGUGGCGCUGAAAUCACCUUUCGGGCCAUACGUCAUGAUUGCUGGUCUGCUUGGAGUUGCUAACCCUGAGGCGACCAUCGCGGCCUAUUCUAUUGCUGCGUCUAUGACCAAUCAGGAAUAUGUACCUAUCACAACAGUCAUAUCUGACCUAGCCACGCAGGGUCAAUCAGGAAGUGCAGAGGACACCAACACGGAGUAUUUCAACGAAUUUCGCGAGCAUAUCGGAGUUCUCGCGGGUUACUGGGGCAGUACACUUAUUGAUGCACGAGAAAUCGAGUCAUGGUUGAAAAUGGGCGCCUCUCUCGUAGAUAUACCCACCUACAUGGAAAAAGCGCUGAAUGGAGGGGUCAAGCUCUAUGUGAAAGUAGGCAAGUACUUGCGACUAUACGCCGAACAGACCAGCCAGAUGCCUUGGGAUGACUGGGUUAAUGCCGAUGAGAAUUCGUAG